Molecule: messenger RNA, 733 nt
Organism: Perca flavescens (yellow perch)
Lineage: Eukaryota; Metazoa; Chordata; Actinopteri; Perciformes; Percidae
Product: 5-hydroxytryptamine receptor 3A
Exons: 4
Coding region: 1-696 (231 amino acids)
Biological process (GO): monoatomic ion transmembrane transport
Cellular component (GO): membrane
Molecular function (GO): monoatomic ion channel activity; transmembrane signaling receptor activity
Source: RefSeq, a predicted model, not a curated record
AUGGACGUUGUUGCUACUUUUUACAGAGGUGUGGGAAACAAACUUAUAUACAGGGUCACACUCUGCAGGAAGCCAAUGCUUUAUGUUAUCAAUUUAAUCGUGCCACUGUUCUAUUUUCUGGUCCUGGAUUUGGCCUCCUUCUUCAUCAGUGAGGCCAGAGGUGAAAAGCUGAGCUUCAAAGUGACUGUCCUCCUGUCCAUCUCCGUCCUACUGCUGAUUCUUAAAGACAUGUUGCCCUCUACUGAAGACAGACUGCCGAUGAUAGCCAGGUACUGUGUUACGAUCUUCGUCCUGGUGGGGCUGAGCAUUUUGGAGACCAUGCUGGUGAGCUUCCUAAUUGACCUCAAUGGUUGCUGUGGUAACAAGGCUCAAAGCUCCGUUAAUGCCCAAGUGGAUAUUCAGCUUGAAGCGGACAAUCACAAAGAGCCUGGGGGAGCUGAAGAGACCCCAGAGAAAAGUUCCUUUCCUCUGGAUCGGCCCGAUGAGCGCGACCUGCUGAAACUAAUCAUGGAGGAAGUGAAGGCUGCUCGACAGGACGCUGAAGGACAAGACAAAACCAAGAUAAAGCCUGGACUCUACAGAAGACUGGCCCAAAUCAUAGACUCUGUUUUCUUCACUCUUUACUUUGGAACUGUUGUAGUUUUUAUGACAUACAUGUAUUCAACGUGGGUUUCACAAUAUGUUAAUAGUAAUUAGAUGAUGUGUGUAUACUAUGCCAGUGCAUGCUCUUAAA